GCAGCUGAUGUUUACGUUGACUUGACGCAUUAGCCCCAGUGACGGUCGGUCUCUGCUGCUCAGUGUGAGUGUGUGUCCCUCCGAGAGGAAGAAGAAGCCGAGCUGAAGAAGAGGAAGCUCGGGCCCAGCUGCUCCGACUCCCCUCCGGGACUCUGCUCCUCUCCUCCGCCAUGGAAUAACAUAUCUGGGGGGAAAGUUUCUGCCUCAACACGUCAACCAUCGCCCUAUUUUUCUGGAUCUUUUUGAAGGAGAGUUACACCUUGACAGACAUGCUGAUGAUGAGGAUGAUGAUGAAGAUGAUGGUGAUGAGCAGUGAUGCCCAGCAGCAGAAGUUCAGCUCCUGACUGGAGAGCAUGAAGCAACCAGGGAAGUGACCUCUGGACACUACAGGCCGGGGGUGCUACACACUGGCACCAUGGCAUCCAAGGAGAGACUGUACGAGGUCUGGAUGCUCUACUACACUAAGAGGGAUCCUGACUACUUGAAGCUAUGGUUGGAGAUUUUCAUCAGCUCCUAUGAGCAAUGCCUAGAUGUGGACUUUGAAAAGCCACCUUCAAGGCCAGAGGAGGUUCCCCCGGUUUUGACCCUCCUCCCAGACAACAUACUACAGGUUGUGCGCCAUCAGCUGCUGCAGUGCGUCCAGAAAGCCUCCGAUGGCUUGGAGCCUGAACAACAAAACCUGGCUCUGCUGCUACUCAAGUUCCUGAUCAUCAUCUGCAGGAACCUGUCCAACGUGGAGGAGAUUGGCACUUGCUCUUACAUCAAUCACAUCAUCAACAUGACAACACUCUACAUUCAACAGCUCAAGAGCAAGACCAAAGAGAAGGAGAUGGUAGACCAGAGUCAGGCGGAGGAGUUUGUCCGUCAUGCACUGGCAUUCUGUGAAAGCCUCUACGACCCUUACCGCAACUGGAGGCAUCGAUCUUGCGGGGAGCAGCUGGGUACAGUCGAGAGGAGCAGACAGAAGUACAAGGCAGCUCCACUCACUGUUGAGUUCGUUCCCUUCUUUUACCAGUGCUUCCAGGAGAGCGAGCACCUGAAGGAGAGUCUGAAAUGCUGCCUGCUGCACUUGUUUGGAGCUGUAGUAGCUGGUGAUCAGAGGAACGCUCUGUUUGCCAUCUCUCCAGCCACCAUGGAGGUUUUAAUGCGGGUGCUGGCCGACUGCUCCAUGGGUAGCUGCCCCUCAGACGAGGGCGAGGACUGGGACAGUGAGGCCCCCGACCGAAAGGCCCUGCUGACUCUUGGGUGCCUGCGAGAGGUUGUACAGCGCCUCCUGGCCUCCAGCUCUGAUCAGCGGCAAGUGGAAAUAGCCUCAGUCCUGGAAAACUACUUCAAGCUGCUCAACUCAGACCCGGCAGCUGUGGUUGCUGCUCUACAGCAGCAGCAGCAGGCCAAGGGCAGAGUGCCAACACUGGGCCGUCACUGGGAGAGCCGAUUUGUGGCGCUGCAAGUGAACAUGCUUGACACUAUCAGGGACAUGUUCCUGUGUUCAGACAGGCCAGUUCUACAAGCCAUCUUCCUCAACAGUAACUGUUUCGAGCAUCUGACACGACUGCUGCAGAACAGCAAGGUGUUUCAAGGGCGACUAGACUCCCUCGCUGUAGCAACCAUCAAAGCCCUGACAACAGUGAUGCACAAAUCACCAGCUGCAAAGGAGGUAUUCAAGGAGAGGAUUGGCUACAAUCACCUUUAUGAAGUGCUCAUCUCACUCGGCCAACCGUCCCGACACCUUCUGAAAGAGCUUAUGAAUAUGGCGGUGGAGGGUGAGCACACCUCAGUGGGGCUCCUGGGCAUCAGUAAUGUGGAGCCCUUACUACUGCUGGUCCAGUGGCUCCCGGAGCUGGACUUAUCUGAGCUGCAACUUUUUACGGCCGAUUGGCUCCGACGCCUCAGCUGCCUUAAUCGCCAGACCCGUGCCACAUGUGUCAAUGCCACCAUGGUCAUGCGAGCACUGGCCGCUCUGGAAAGCCAUCAACGACUACAUCGAGCUUGUGCCGAAAGCCUACUGGGCCUGGUGGGCUCACUAGGUUCCCAGUCCUUGAGUUCCAGGGAAUUGUUGGGGCUCCUGCGCCUCCUCAGACCCCCAGAGUCUAGCCAAGCACACCCCUAUGUAGGUCCUGCCCUGAGAGCCCUCCUGGCCAUGGUACGAAAACAGGGCUUGGAGAGUGCCAUGCAGUACUUUGACCUGUCACCCAGCAUGGCAGGCAUCGCGGUACCAACUGUGCAACGCUGGCCAGGCUCUGCCUUCAGCUUCCUUGCGUGGUUGUCACUUGACCAGGACCAGUUGGGCCCACCCAGCAAGGACAAGAGGAAGCAGCUCUACAGCUUCUUUACCCCGGGAGGGACGGGGUUCGAGGCCUUUAUUAGCUCAGCAGGCGUGCUGGUGGUGGCCGUAUGCACCAAGAAGGAGUAUGUCACUGUUAUGCUGCCAGACAACUGCUUCUGUGACUCUCUCUGGCACAGCAUCGGUGUGGUGCAUGUACCAGGAAAAAGGCCAUUUGGACAAAGUCUUGUCUACAUUUAUGUUGAUGGACAACAGAAACUGUCUGCCCCUCUGAAGUAUCCCACCAUGACAGAGCCAUUCACGUCCUGUUGCAUCGGCUCAGCAGGCCACCGCACCACGACGCCCCCGCCCUCCCAGAUUCCAGAUCCUCCCUUCUCCUCUACCACCACACCCACCACUCGCUCCUCGCUGGGCGGCAUCCUGUCGCCGCAGACCUGGGGGGGACUGCUCGGGGGAAAGCCUGAGUCUGUGACUAAGCUCAUCUCUGCAGGGACACAGGACAGCGAGUGGGGGAGCCCCACAUCCCUGCAGGGACAGUUGGGGAGUGUCAUGGUCUUCCAUGAACCCCUGCAGCCCAAUCAUAUAAAAGCCUUCUGUAGUUCUGGACCAAACUGCAUCUCUCCAUUCAAAGCCCAGGAUUCCGAACUUGGUGACCUCUCAACCAAAUUGCUGCUACAUUACUCACCCAAGGCUUGUAGAAACCCGAUCUGUUUAGAUCUGUCUCCAAACAUGCUUCAUGGACGCCUAACUGGCAACAAAGUUGUCAACUGGGAUAUCAAGGAUAUGAUCAACUGCGUGGGUGGCCUGCCAGUGCUCCUUCCCAUACUGGAGCAGUUGGCACUGGUGACGCCUGACCAACAUGGCAGUGAUCCUGCAGCUGGGUCUGAUUUCAUCACCCCUGAUGUGACCACGCCAGCUGAUGGAGACUGGGUCAUUCUCCCAACCAACAGAGCUUCAGAGGCUCGUCUGGAGAAGAAUCUGGUGGCCACCUUCUUGUUGGUGCUGAAGCACUUCCUGCAAAGACACCCAAUCAACCAGGAAAAUCUGCUCCACUCGCAUGGUGUCGGUAUAGUGGGAGCACUGCUUCAAAAGCUGCCGAUGGGUCACGUGGACGUCAGCGUGCUCGUCGCUAUGCAGCUGCUGAUAGAGCAGGUGACGUAUGAGAAGAACCAGGCUCUGCUGCUGCAGUUUCACACACAUCUGCUGUUCAAUUUCAACAUCUGGAACAAAGGAGACUUCCCUCUACGCAUUGGUCACAUCCAGUACAUGUCCACCAUCAUCAAAGACAACAGGAAACUGUUUAGGAAAAAAUACGGAGUACAGUUUUUGUUGGACACCAUACGUCUUUAUUACGGGAAGAACAGUAAUAAAGACACUGACCUGAGUGAGGAUGACAUUCGUACCGUCAGGGCAUCUCUCUGUGGCCUCAUCAAGUACUACAUCAGCAAGGGCAUGUCACAGGAGGAGAUGCAAAGCAUUCUGGGAUACAUUGCUGCCAUCGGAGAUGAGGACCAGCUGUGCAGCCUGCUGGAGUUGUUACUGAGCCUUUUUCAGAGCAGUCCGGCCAGGGACCAAAUCUUCCUGCUGCUCUUUGAGCCCGGGGCGGCGGACUCCUGCUACGCUCUGCUGCUGAACAGCAAACACUCAGACCGACUACGAGAGCUGGUCUUCAAGCUGUUUGAGCGCAUGUUGCGGUGCGAUCGCGUCUAUGAGAAGAACAAGCAGCGCUUGAGGCUGAGAGAGGUGGGCUACGCCGGCCUGUCGCUGCUCUUCUCUGAGCUUCACAUCACUCCGACCCUGAUCCGCUGUCUCCUCAACCAGGUCCUCCAUACAGAUAACAUGGUGAACUACAAGGACCUGAUGUCUCUGGUGCAGCUCACUCAUCGGGCCGGACCCACCGUGCGCCUCCUCGUCUGCAAGAGGGUUUACCAGCUGCUUCAGUCCCAACAGGAUGCUGCCAUCCAGAUUUCCAAGCAGCAAUGUUGGCAAGACACCCUCAUGCGGCUGUACCUGCGGGGUGAAGGGUCCUUGCCACUGCGGAGUUCUGACACCGUCAGCACCUGCAGCCUGGACCUCAGUCGGCACAGUGGCAGCAGCAUCAACCGCCUGGAGCUGCCGUUGGAGAGGAGGACACGGGCAGGCAGCGCUAGCCGCCUUGACCGGCUGGAAGAUGACCGGCUAAGCAUGGGAGACACACGCUCUGUGGACAGCCUGGAUAACGGGGACAUCAUAUCACUGCUGGACACGCCGUCUUCCUCUGCCUCCACUGAGCCACAACUCCACGUCAAGCCCUGGGUGGUUGGAAAGUCAGGCGGCCUGACGCUGGAUCUGUCCCACCUGCAGGGCUAUGAGGGCGCGGAGAGUGGCAGCCAAACACCGGGGAGCAUGCCCAGUACUCCGUCGCCAGUGGAGACUUCGAAGCCUUUCCAAGGAAGCUCUGUGGAUCGAGAGGCAUCUUCAUCCCUAACUGAAGACAGCUUCCUCUUCAGUGACAACAUCUCAUUGGGGGAAUCCUUCAACAAUGCUGAGCGGGCUGAGGAGGAGCUGUGCAACAUGCUGCUGGAGAUAGUGCUGUGUGUGAUGUGGCGAGGUGUAGAGGGUUCCGAUGAUUCUGCGUGGCUGGAGCGCGGCCAGGUCUUCUCAGCUCUCACCAAACUGGGAACUGCCAAUGAGCUGCUGCUUCCUGUCGACCAAAUCAAACUCAGUCUCAUGGAGCGCAUGUUGGAAUGGGCAGUGAGUGAUAACCGCGAGGCAUCAGCUGCCACGUUGCCACAACACACGGAGAACGCAGUGCGACUGCUCCACAUGGUACAAGACUUCCUGCAGGCAGAGGGCCUGGUCAAUCCUGCUCUGUGGACGGAGAAGGUGCUGGAAGAGACUGUAACGCUGAUGGACAGCCUCAUGGUGUGGUACUCUGCCGGUACUCAAUGGUUUCAGCUCUCCCAAGUUGGACUGAGAUUAUUGCUUGGCUUCAUGGCCCAGGAAGACCCUGAGGUGAGUGCAUUGGCCACGGCGAAGCUCAAUGGCGUCCUGCAGACCAAGGAGGUGUCCAGCCAGGAUGAAGCCUGCUACCUGCUGGGGAAGGUGGAGGGCAUCCUGCGACGCUCCGUCCAGGAGCAAACGGAUGACACCUACUCUUUCUUGGUUCCUCUGCUGCGAACGCUGCUCUCCAAAGUCCACCGGCUCCUCUACAUGGAGCUGCACCUCCCCCAGCUUCCUGACACCAACGGAAGCCCGUCCUUCUUUGAGGACUUCCAGCUGUACUGCAACUCACCUGAGUGGCGCGUCUACCUCGACAAAUAUAUUAUUCCGUACAUGAAGCAGUAUGAAAUAGAAACAUUCAGCCAGGGCCAUGAGACCAUGGCUCUGUACUGGAAGGAGAGCUACGAGGCCUUCAUGGUCAGCCUGCAUAAGAGAGAGAGGGAGAGGGGCGAGAGCAAGAUCCGCUUCCAGGAGCAAUUCGUGGAGCCCUUCUCACGCCGUAGCCGUCAGGAGAACCUACGCUACAACAGCAUGCUGAAGCAGCAGCACAGCCAGUACAGCGCUACCCUCAGGCAGUGGAAGGCAGCACGACGGGGCCUGGUGUGCGAGAGAGGCCCCUGGGCUGAAAGGCAGCAGGAUGAGAUGCACUGGAGGGUGUCCAGUGCUGAGAACUUCUCCCGCAUGAGGUUGAAGCUAGUUCGCAGUUACAACUUUGACUCUCACCGAGAGGCCAGCGCUCUGAGAGACAACCUGGGUGUCCAUCAUCAGCGUGUAAACCCAGAGUCUCUGCUGCUGGAGGCUGUGAAGCAGGUCAAAGUCAGCGACCUGGAAGAUGACAUCCUGGAUCUGCCGGAGGAUGACCCUGCUGCUGCUAGCAACCAGGCUGAAGCAGAGGAGGCAGGCCAGAAGGAGAAGCUGGUGCUGUGGGAGGACUGUGAGUUGGUGACAGUGGUGGAUGUGGUGCCCGGCCGCCUGGAACUCACCACACAGCACAUCUACUUCUACGACAACAGCCAAGAUAAGGAGAAGGAGGAAGGAGUGGGCCACGACUUCAAAUGGCCCCUCUCUCAGAUCCGAGAGGUCCACCUGCGCCGAUUUAAUCUGCGUCGCUCUGCUCUCGAGAUCUUUCUCAUCGACCAGACAAACUACUUCCUCAACUUCAAGAAAGAGGUGAGGAACAAAGUCUAUAGCCGCAUGUUGCUGCUGCGAUCGCUCGGUCUCUAUGGAACUCGCUCACCACAGGAGCUACUCAAAGCCUCUGGACUCACACAGAAAUGGGUGAACCGGGAGAUUUCAAACUUUGACUACUUGAUGCAGCUCAACACUAUUGCAGGCAGAACGUACAACAACCUGGCUCAGUACCCAGUGUUUCCCUGGAUUCUAGCUGACUACACUUCAGAGGAGCUGGACCUGUGUGAUCCUCGGGUGUUCAGGGACCUGUCGAAGCCAGUGGCCGUGCUUAACGAACGCAACGCCAAGGCUGUUAGAGAGAAGUAUGAAAGUUUCGAGGACCCAACAGGCACCAUCGACAGGUUCCAUUAUGGCACCCACUACUCAAACGCAGCCGGGGUGAUGCACUACCUCGUCCGAGUGGAGCCCUUCACAUCAUUGCACAUCCAGCUGCAGAGUGGACGGUUUGACUGCGCAGACCGUCAGUUCCAGUCCAUCCCAGCGACGUGGCAGACCCUGAUGGACAACCCCAAUGACGUCAAGGAGCUCAUCCCUGAGUUCUUCUACUUCCCAGAAUUCCUAGAGAACCAAAAUGGUUUUGAUCUGGGUCGCCUGCAGAUCUCCAAAGAACGGGUUAACCAUGUCAUCCUUCCCAAAUGGGCCAAGUCCCCAGAGGACUUCAUCUACAAGCACCGCAAAGCCCUGGAGUCAGAGUAUGUAUCAGCACACCUUCAUGAGUGGAUUGACCUGAUCUUUGGCUACAAGCAGAGGGGCCCUGCAGCGGAGGAGGCCCUCAAUGUCUUCUACUACUGCACAUAUGAGGGUGCCGUUGACCUGGACGCCAUCACAGAUGAAAAGGAGCGGAAAGCCGUGGAAGGCAUGAUCAGCAACUUUGGACAGACACCCUGCCAGUUACUCAAGGAGCCUCACCCAGUGCGUCUGCUUCAAGAGGAAGUGGAGAAGAGGAAAGCUCAGCUGGACUCGUGUCCUCUCAGCUUGUUCGAGCACCUCAGUGACCUCAAGUCCUUCUUUGUCGAGGGCAUCAGUAAUAAUGUGCCGAUGAUUAAGGCUGUGGUGCCAAAGAAUCAGUCUCAUUCCUUUAUCACCCAUGGGAGUCCUGACACUAUGGUGACGGUGAGUCAGAACUGCCUGGUUGGGACCCAUGGGUGGCUGCCUUACAACAAGAAUAUAUCCAACUACUUCACUUUCAUCAAGGACCCCACAGUGUCCAACACCAAGACGCAGCGCUUCCUGUCAGGACCUUUCGCCCCCAGCGUAGAGGUAGCAACAGGGCUGUUUGUGGUCUCCCAUGAUGGCAAGUUGCUCUUCAGUGGUGGACAUUGGGACAACAGCCUCCGGGUGACCUCACUAGUCAAGGGCAAGACUGUGGGGCAGCACAUCCGCCACAUGGACAUUGUGACCUGCCUGUCAACAGACCACUGUGGUAUCCACCUGAUCUCCGGCUCCAAGGACACAACCUGCAUGGUGUGGCAGGUUCUCCAGCAGGGUGGAGCUCCUGUGGGUCUCUGUCCCAAACCAGUUCAGGUUCUGUACGGACACACGGAUGAGGUGGUCAGCGUCAGUAUCAGCACAGAGCUGGACAUGGCUGUGUCUGGAUCACGGGACGGGACAGUGAUCAUCCACACGGUGCGUCGUGGUCAGUACAUGCGUUGCUUACGACCGCCCUGUGAAAGCUCCCUGCCGCUCUCCAUCCUCCACCUGGCUGUGUCCUGGGAGGGUCACCUGCUGGUCCACACCUGCCUCGAGGGCAAAGCUUCACUUAAGGAUAAAAAUGCUCUUCAUCUUUACUCUGUGAAUGGAAAGCACCUGUGCAGUGAGCCUCUGAAGGAGCAGGUGACUGAUAUGUGUGUGUCAGGGGAGUAUGUUGUCCUCGGCAGUGAGCAAGGUUACCUCUCCAUCCGUGACCUCUACAGUCUAACUCUGUGUGCGGAGCCCAUUGCCAUGCGGGUGCCGGUGUGUUGCGUCUCGGUCACCAAGGAGCAGAGCCACGUCCUGGUGGGUCUGCAGGACGGCAAGCUGAUCAUUGUUGCCGUGGGAAAGCCAGCGGAGAUGCGUUCGGGCCAGAUCACACGGAAGCUGUGGGGCUCCAGCAGGAGACUGACCCAGAUCUCUUCAGGGGAGACUCUCUACAAUACCCAGCACGACCACAACUGACCCAUCCCAGUCCCCAAUGUCCCUUAACCCUCCCCUCCAUGCACAUCCCACAUUCCUCACCCGGUUUGUCUCCAUACUUCUUACCAAACACUUUGCCUCAUUCUAUCCUUAAAAAAACCCUCUGUUCCUUCAGCACCUUGCCACAGUUUAAACGGGCAGUGGGAAGAUGCUUUGAGGGGCUUGAGCAUCAAUUAUCACAAAAUGUGCACAUACAUGUGUCUGUGCAUGUAGUCCUGCGUUGGAUUGGCCGUACGGCGCUGGCGUUGUCGUUCAAAUCCAGCAGUAGCACCAGCCUGAGCACCACCUUGCCACUACCCGUGACUUCUCUCUUCAUCCCUCAGCUUCUCACUGAUUUAUUUACAUCACACUACACAAUAUCGUGUCUGUUUCCUGUUGACAGAGGCACUGUAAAUUCUCUCAAAUCUGACAGGAUCUGUCAGCUAACUGCAAGAGAGUGUGUGUCCGCAGUGUGUUACCAUGCUCUCGAUAAAGAUAUAGUUUCAAGUGGCCUUGUUGCAUCCCCUUAGUUUGCCAUCGAUGCAAAGCUCGUACACAGCAGCCUUAUGCAGUAAGACAGCUCCAUCACUCAUAAGACCAAACUCUCUGCUUUUCCCAUGGGGUUUUAUAAAUGUGUGUAUCUGUGAUUUUCAUAUUUUCAGGGGUUUUUUUUGUGGAUUUCUUUGUUAUCUUGACAAAUUUAUGCAUGUGCAACUUGCCAUCUGUUCGUACACAUAGUGGUCUCAGACCAUUUUGAGGUUAAGUAGGAGACACGGUAAUGGAGAUGGUCUUUUUUAUGUUUGGACAUCGGUGACUUGUUUUGUUUAAGAAACAAACCCGUAAGAGACAGCAUCUGUCUUUCGUGUUAGCACGUCUCUUAAGAUAUAGUUUUGUAAGAUAAAAAGUGAAACACUACAUUCAAAAGUUUCCAUGUGAAGAUUUAUCACAGCAGUUCUCGUGUCACACGUAUCCCUCCGUUCUUCAUAGAAUGUUUUUUAAAUUACUUGAAUCCGUGUUUAUUUAUAAGUAAAAGUAGCAGUCUUUUUUUUUUAAAUCUCACUUUCGUCUCCUGAAUAUACAGACACCGGCACAUUUUAAAAACUCUUCUGACUGUUCACACACCUUGAAAAGAAGGAGAAAGAAGAAAUCCUCAAGGGCUCUAUGAGAUGUCAGUGUUAACAGCAAUAUAGCUCCUUCGCCGGGUGCCUGUCGAUGAUUUCUUCCAGUUUUUUCCCUGAACAUGUCGCUCAACCAGCCCUCUGCUGUAAAUCCGUCCUCCUAUAGAUUAGCUGGGAGAGAAAUGCACCCUUACUCUCUCUCCUUUCCUUCCAACUGCUCUUACUUGUUCCGACUAUUAUCAUUUAUUUUUUCACAUCUCAUUCUCCUUCCUGCUCAUUGUUUUUUUUUUUAUAUCCGGGGCAUCAAGAAGGUUUUUCUUGCCUUGCUCAGUUGGGACGUGUUGUUCUUGCGUCUUUACUCUUGUCACAUCCGAAUCAAACACAAACCACAGUAUGACGUGUCUAUGGUUGAGAAUAUGUUGAUUCCUAUUUUUGCACCAUAAUUGUGUGUGUGUGUGUGUGUGUG
Molecule: messenger RNA, 10192 nt
Organism: Limanda limanda (common dab)
Lineage: Eukaryota; Metazoa; Chordata; Actinopteri; Pleuronectiformes; Pleuronectidae
Gene: nbeal1
Product: neurobeachin-like 1
Exons: 54
Coding region: 416-8611 (2731 amino acids)
Biological process (GO): intracellular protein localization
Cellular component (GO): cytosol; membrane
Molecular function (GO): protein kinase binding
Source: RefSeq, a predicted model, not a curated record